Molecule: messenger RNA, 1651 nt
Organism: Girardinichthys multiradiatus
Lineage: Eukaryota; Metazoa; Chordata; Actinopteri; Cyprinodontiformes; Goodeidae
Gene: adsl
Product: adenylosuccinate lyase
Exons: 12
Coding region: 121-1566 (481 amino acids)
Biological process (GO): 'de novo' AMP biosynthetic process
Cellular component (GO): cytosol
Molecular function (GO): N6-(1,2-dicarboxyethyl)AMP AMP-lyase (fumarate-forming) activity; (S)-2-(5-amino-1-(5-phospho-D-ribosyl)imidazole-4-carboxamido) succinate lyase (fumarate-forming) activity
Source: RefSeq, a predicted model, not a curated record
AAAUUCUCUAGCGGGCCAUGUGAUGCUAGGAGUCAUAGGCGGCUUCUGUGUGCGGGCCAGUGUGAUUCUCCAAGAAGCUCCGAGGUAGACCUUUUACUUUUACAGCGUCAUCCCGCACACAUGGAGGGAGCCGACGAGUUCACGAAGUACCGCUCUCCGCUGGUGUCCAGAUAUGCAAGCAAGGAAAUGUCCUAUAACUUCAGCGACAAGAAGAAAUUCACAACCUGGAGGAAGCUUUGGAUCAUUCUGGCCAAAGCUGAGAAGGCUUUAGGUCUGCCGAUUACGGACGCUCAGAUCCAGGAGAUGGAGAGCCACGCCGAGGACAUCGACUUCGCCAUGGCGGCCGAAGAGGAGCGGAAGCUCAGGCAUGACGUGAUGGCUCACGUCCACACCUUUGCUCACUACUGCCCCACUGCCGCUCCCAUCAUUCACCUGGGAGCCACGUCUUGUUAUGUCGGAGACAACACUGAUCUCAUCAUGCUGCGUGAUGGCUUUGACAUCCUUCUGCCUAAGCUGGCGAGAGUCAUCGACAGGCUGGCAAACUUUGCAGAGAAAUAUGCCGACCUUCCUACGCUCGGCUUCACACACUACCAGCCCGCCCAGCUGACCACCGUAGGGAAGAGAGCAUGUCUUUGGCUGCAGGACUUAGCGAUGGACAUGCGGAACCUGCAGCGAGCACGUGACGACCUGCGUUUCCGGGGGGUCAAGGGGACGACAGGGACGCAGGCCAGCUUCCUGCAGCUUUUUCAGGGGGACCACGACAAGGUGGAGGAUCUGGACAGGAUGGUGACAGACAUGGCUGGAUUCAAAAAAGCUUACGUGGUGACUGGUCAGACAUAUAGUCGUAAAGUGGACAUCGACUCUCUGUCCAGCCUGGCCAGUUUGGGAGCUACUGUUCACAAGAUUUGUACAGACAUCCGCCUGCUGGCCAACCUAAAGGAAAUAGAGGAGCCUUUUGAGAAGGAGCAGAUUGGUUCCAGUGCCAUGCCGUACAAGAGGAACCCAAUGCGUGCAGAGCGCUGCUGCAGCCUGGCUCGGCACCUGGUGGCGCUGAUGGCCGACCCCCUGCAGACAGCUUCGGUCCAGUGGCUGGAGAGGACGCUGGACGACAGCGCCAACAGGAGGAUCUCCCUCCCAGAGUCCUUCCUGACAGCAGACAUCGUCCUCAGCACUCUGCAGAACAUCACAGAGGGUCUGGUGGUCUACCCAAACGUCAUCGAGAGGCACAUCCGCCACGAGCUGCCCUUCAUGGCCACGGAAAACAUCAUUAUGGCGAUGGUUAAGGCUGGAGGGAACAGACAGGACUGCCACGAGAAGAUCCGGGUUCUGUCCCAGGAGGCAGCAGCUGUAGUUAAACAAGAAGGUGGUGAUAACGACCUGCUGGCCAGGGUCCAGAGGGAUCCCUACUUCAUCCCCAUCCUGGGGCAGCUGGAUGCCCUACUGGACCCCAAGACCUUUAUUGGUCGUGCUCCACAGCAAGUAGCCAGGUUCCUGUCUGAAGAAAUACGCCCCCUGCUGGAGCCCUAUAAGUCCAAGAUGGACGUUAAGAUUGAACUGGAGCUGUAAUAAUAACAUGCACAAUUAUAGAUGGGAGAAAAACAGUUGAUCACUGUAUUUGUGCAUACAUCAAUAAAGAGAUCUGUGAAAUCAA